Chlamydomonas reinhardtii is the source of this 1095-nucleotide messenger RNA. RefSeq lists its product as uncharacterized. NCBI's taxonomy places the organism in Eukaryota, Viridiplantae, Chlorophyta, Chlorophyceae, Chlamydomonadales, Chlamydomonadaceae. Gene Ontology annotation, biological process: intracellular protein transport. The transcript has 4 exons. The coding region runs from base 240 to 518 and encodes 92 amino acids. Gene Ontology annotation, cellular component: Sec61 translocon complex. The record is from RefSeq and is a predicted model, not a curated record.
AAAUUGAGAGUUUAUCAAAAAGCUGCUGAGCGUGAAAGCGCCUGGUCACAGUGCAAGUCGGGGGGACACCGUGCCCGGGAUGGGCCGCGCAAUCGGGGACAGCGAUGUAGCGAAGCAGUCGAACUCACACAAAAGCUGCUGGGCCAUCCACCGUUCCUACAGACAUUAUACCAAGCGAUUACCAAGGCUUUUAGCUGCACCCAACUCGACUAGCCUCUGUGUUAAAAGACCAGAUCACAAUGGCCGGUUCUCAGUCUCAGGCCUCUACUCUGGUGGCCCGCGGUGGCCGCAGCUCCUCCAAUGCUCCUACUGGAGCGGCGGGUGCUCUGCGCCGGCGGCCAGUUCGCGGCAGCGGUGGCAGCGGCACGACCAAGGCCCAGCAAGCAGCCAUGAACUUCUACACGGACGACACUCCCGGCUGGAAGAUGUCGCCGGUGGUGGUGAUCACUAUGAGCCUGAGCUUCAUCGCCUUCGUGACCAUCCUGCACGUCGUUGGCAAGUUCCAGAAGGCCGCGUAAGAACCUUGCAGCGGGACGGCGAUGCAAACAUAUGAGAACUGCAGCAUUGAAUUCAACGGAUAGCACUGGACCUUGACCUAAGCAGCGGAUUGCUGCUGCACUAGACACAGACAGGACUGUUGACGUCGCACACGCUUCAAAGCGUGCGCACGAUGUGAGUUCGUGGUGACGGUGGAUGUCGGGUAAAGCAGAUAGGCUUGCAUGUGUGAUGAUUAACUAGGCGUGGCGCAUUUCGCUACCAGGUGGCAGGGGCGGGCGGUCGACGCAUAGUUGGCACGCGAUAGGAGGCUGUAGCUCGGACGGUGUGGUGGGUGUGGCCAUGAAAGCAGGGCGCGCUUGGCCUUUUGGUGUAACAUGAGGCUACCGACACGAUCAGCCCCACAAAGCGUGUGGACGCAUGGGCGAACAAGCACGGAAUGGUGGAGAGAAGUAUCAGCCGGUCAUUACAUUGCCGUAAAGCACCUGUGUGCCGCGUGAGAUGGUAGAGGAGAAGCACCGGCCGAGGAACUACACCAACUCCCUGUGCGCCCUGUGCGCAAUGAGAUUAAAAGCUAAAAACCUUCACUCGUAAGACUAC